Molecule: messenger RNA, 1728 nt
Organism: Kwoniella botswanensis
Lineage: Eukaryota; Fungi; Basidiomycota; Tremellomycetes; Tremellales; Cryptococcaceae
Exons: 8
Coding region: 1-1728 (575 amino acids)
Biological process (GO): intracellular mRNA localization
Cellular component (GO): ribonucleoprotein complex; endoplasmic reticulum; nuclear outer membrane-endoplasmic reticulum membrane network
Molecular function (GO): mRNA binding
Source: RefSeq, a predicted model, not a curated record
AUGCCUCCUCCCACUUCUUCUCUGAAACCUACAGCAGCCAAGACCAACGGUUCUUCAGCUCCAGCCGCAGCUCCAGCCAAACCAACCGGCGGUAAAUCCACUACUUCCACUGCUGGACAUCUGUCCAAACCUGAUCAAAGUAAAUACAAUGCAGAGCAGGAGGAGUUGAACAAGCAGAUCGCAGAGGUCAAGACGAAACUUGAUGCUAUUCGAUCUCGAAUCUCGCUCACCCAAGCUCCUCAAGGUGGUGAUCGUCGAUCAGAGAUCAAAGCAGAGAUGGAUUCCUUGAGAUCCGAACAAGCUAAAUUCAAAGGUGAUAGAAAUAAGUUAUUCGACGAGAUGAAGAAAUACCAAGAAUCCCUAGCUAAGAAGAUCAAAGAGGUUCAAGGUCAGAAAGGUAAAGUUAGUUAUAGGACUACAGGGGAGAUUGAUGAUAGGAUUGCCUCCCUUGAAAAACAAAUUGAAUCUGGUUCACUCAAAUUAGUAGAUGAGAAAAAAGCCCUCGCUGAAAUAACCUCUUUGAGAAGAUCACGAAAAGUGUUAGAAUCCACUGGGUCAGUCGACGAUGCCAUCGCAGCUGAUAAAGCCAAGAUUGACAAAUUGAAAAAACAAUUGGAUGAUCCUGAAGCCAAGAAGGUGAAUGAACGAUUCGAUGCGCUCAAAAAGGAGAUGGAUUCCCUUAGAGCUGAGGGAGAUAAGGCUUAUGAGGAGAGGGGGAAAUUGUUUGAUGAGAGGAAUAAGUUGAGUAAGGAUAUGGAUGAGCUGUACGAAAAGAAGCGUCAAUCUGCGCAAGCUCACCGAGAAGCUAACGAUAAGUACUACGCCAAAGUCCAAGCUGAUCGACAAGCCCGUCAAGAACGAUUCAAAGCUGAGAAAGCCAAAGAAGAUGCUGCUAGGCGAAACGAGGAGAUUGCUCGAUUGAGGGAAGAAGCCAAAGCACCGGCAUUCACAUCUGAGAUUGACGAUUGUCAAGUAUUGAUCGGUUGGUUCAAAGGAAAAUACGGCUCCGGGGAAGUACCUUCUACUCAUGCUGGAUCUAACACCAGCGAAGAGAAAGUAUUAGAAGGAGUCAAAGCGUUGGAAAUUCGAAAGGUAGAUUCGGAAGAUGCUUUCAAAGGAAUGACAUUGAAGAAGAAAGGUGAUGAAGAGGAAUUAGGUGGAUUUUUCGGUGGUGGAGGAAAAUCCAAGAAGAACAAGAAAGGUGGUAACAACAGUAAAAAAUCCGGUACUGCCACUCCUGCUUCUGAAGGCACUUCCACUCCUACUUCCGGUGCUGGUGCAGUGAACCUCCCUAUGAGUUUACUCAGUGCGCUGUUGAGUUUGGGUAUCCCCCCUCCAUCUGGUAAAGAUGAUGUACAAAGGACUGUAGAUGAUCUGGAGACUAAGAAGGCUUGGUUCGAAGCUAACUCUGCUGCUAAGACUAAGGCUGAAAUUGAGAGAGUAGAGAAAUUAGUAGCUAAAUUACAGAAGAAGAAUGCCGGUGUUCUCAACGAUGACGACGAAGAAGAGAAAGCUGCUACUUCAGGUGAUGAAAUUCCCGUUGAAAAAGGCGGUUCGAAAGAACCUUUACACACUGUCGCUGUUGCUGGUGAAGCUACUGGUACUGAGAUUGUAGAGGAUGAGGGUGAACAGCUUCCCACAAACGAAGAUGGCAAUGACCCAGAAGUGAAAAAAGUUGAUUCGGCUUUAGAAGAGCUCAAGGAAGCUGAAGCUUUACAAGAAGCUUAG